This is a messenger RNA of Diversispora eburnea, 345 nucleotides long. Lineage: Eukaryota; Fungi; Glomeromycota; Glomeromycetes; Diversisporales; Diversisporaceae. The record is from the annotation of a GenBank genome assembly.
AUGCACUGGCGAUAUACGUAUGAGCCAGUUAAUCAGUUGGCAAAGGAAAGUAUUUUUGUAGACCCGGAUCACCCUAUGACAACUCGUUUAAAGACAGGUUGUCUUAUGCUUUGGGAUAUGACACUUCGGUUGAAGUCAACUGAUCAUUUUAGACAUGCUUCUCGUUUGCUUACAUGUAAUAAGGUUGUUGCGUUUGAUGUUAAUAGUUAUUUGUCAGGUUCUCCACGUGAGAAUGCUGAAGUUAAUAAUGACUAUCUCGUCUUCACCUAUCUGAAUAUGAUGUUAACAUCUUGGAGAGUUGUGGAUAAUACGCAAAUAGGCAGGGAGAUUUUAGAUGACAGAUAG